Cydia pomonella (codling moth) is the source of this 2442-nucleotide messenger RNA. RefSeq names its product dihydrolipoyllysine-residue succinyltransferase component of 2-oxoglutarate dehydrogenase complex, mitochondrial-like. Bases 1105 to 2271 code for a protein of 388 amino acids. Gene Ontology annotation, biological process: tricarboxylic acid cycle. NCBI's taxonomy places the organism in Eukaryota, Metazoa, Arthropoda, Insecta, Lepidoptera, Tortricidae. Gene Ontology annotation, cellular component: oxoglutarate dehydrogenase complex. The transcript is spliced from 7 exons. Gene Ontology annotation, molecular function: dihydrolipoyllysine-residue succinyltransferase activity. The record is from RefSeq and is a predicted model, not a curated record.
CAAAUCGUCAGCAGCGCUUCGCUCUAUCCACUUCGCAGUUUCGCUGUGGAAGGAAGAGGAAGUAAAGGCGCCAAAUUUCCCCGAUUCGGUCACUACUGGCGAUGUUAAGUAAGAAAACAUUUUUACAGUACAUAUGGGGCUACUUUACAGCACUAGUGCGAGAAGUAGCAUAUUACGUUACUGUGUCGAACAUUUAAAGGGCCAUAUGUACUGUAAAACGUUGUACGAUACAUGUGCGAAUAGGUAAUUCGCAACUCGUGUCGAUUUAAAACACUCCCUUCGGUCGUGUUUUAAUUUAUCGCCACUCGUUUCGAAUUUCCUAUUUUUCGCACUUGUAUCGUAAUGUACUAUUUGCUGUCCAUCAAAGAAAUUCUUAUGCUUCAUCUGUAAUAAGGACGUUUCUAUCAGAAUUUCGGUUGGAAUUUCAAACAGAAACGUCCUUAUUGCCCUUGUAGCAUAAGAAACCUUAUCUGAUGGAAGACACAUUUAUUUUUAGAUCCUAUAGUUUAUUUUAAGUAUGAGAUCUAAUAUGGAAGGUGGAGGUAAGGAAUUAAAUCUCCAUUUACCAAAAAGUGUCAUCAAAAAAUCUUAAAUAGGUGGCGCUACAAUACCUAGAAUACUAGAACAAAAAAAUCAAAUCAUAGACAGCGCACUACACUCCGUCAAUAACACCUAGAUUCUUAGCUACUCUAGCGCUACUCUGGAGAGAUUUGGAACUACUAUUUAUAGCUGACAGCUAAACACAUUUGCAACAGUUCUACCGUAACAGAUUCAACUCCUUUUAAAUCCACACUCCAUAAGAUCUAAGAUCACUCAUUUGACAGUUGUCUAUUGAAGUUUGUAGUGAUGAGGCUAAGACUUAUCGUUUGUCAAAUCUAGCGAUUAUAAACAAAUUAGUCGAAUCGAUUUUACAGACGAUUUUUGCAUGUUUGUAUUGUUUCGUUUGUAUUAUUAACUAUCCUUUUUUUCCACAAUGUAUUUAUUUGUUUAUUUAUUUAAACUUUAUUGCACAAAAUACAAAAACAAUGUACAAAUGGCGGACUUGCGGACUAUAAAUCGAAACGACAGUUCAUAUUCAGGGAGGAAAAUGGGGAUUAUGUUUGUAUGGAAAAGCCGGGGGCCCUUAUCUCAAGUAAACUUGUUUUAAAGAAAUUUUAUGUCUUUGACAGAUACGUAAAGAAAGAAGGUGACGCAGUAGCCAUGGAUGAAGUCGUGAUGGAGAUUGAAACAGACAAGACAGCGCUUCCAGUCAUGUCGCCAGGGCAUGGGAAGCUCGUGAGGUACUUGGUGAAAGAAGGUGAAGCUAUCAAGUCACAACAGCCUUGUUUUAUAGUAGACGUGACCGGCGUGGCGCCCGCGGCCGCCCCCGCCGCCGCGCCCGCGCCCGCCGCAGCACCCGCGGCCGCCCCCGCCCCCGCUGCCGCGCCCGCGCCCGCUGCAGCGCCUGCCGCCGCUCCGGCGCCAGCCGCAGCCCCGGUUGUGUCGAAGGUCGCAGCCAAAGCCAAAGUAGCUGCGGGACCUACUUUAGCCGCGCAACGUCUCACAGACCCUACGAAGACGAUAUCAGGCACGCGCACCGAGCAUCCCGUGCCUAUGAAUAAGAUGCGUUUGCGCAUCGCACAGCGGCUCAAGGAAGCACAGAACACGACGGCCAUGCUUACUACCUUUAACGAGUGUGAUAUGAGCAAGCUCAUGGAGUACCGCAAGGCCAACCUAGCCGCGUUCACGAAGAAGUACGGCGUGAAGCUCUCCUUCAUGUCUCCGUUCCUGAAGGCUUCUGCCAAUGCGUUGCUGGACCAGCCCGUCAUCAACGCGGUCAUUAUAGACGGCAAUAUCGUUUACAGGGACUUCGUAGACAUCUCUGUAGCCGUGGCAACGCCGCGAGGUUUGGUAGUGCCGGUACUAAGAAACGUGGAGUCCAUGGAUUACCCGAAGAUAGAGCUCACCAUAAACGGAAUCGCGGAAAAGGCGAGAAACGGCAAACUGACUCCAGCGGACAUGCAAGGCGGCACGUUCACGAUCAGCAACGGCGGCGUGUUCGGCUCUCUGCUGUCCAUGCCCAUCAUCAACCUGCCGCAGUCCGCCAUCCUAGGCAUGCACGCCAUUUUCCAGCGGCCUGUCGCUGUCGGGAAAAAGAUUGAAAUCAGGCCCAUGAUGUACCUGGCACUGUCCUACGAUCACAGACUCAUCGACGGUCGCGAAGCCGUGCUCUUCCUCCGGAAGGUCAAAUCAGGAGUCGAAGACCCAACGUCCAUCCUCGCUGGAAUGUAGCGGAAGACCCAGCUUGGAACCAGUGAUUUUGCCUUUAAUAGGUACAGGGUUGUGUGAUAGAAUCUUAAGCGCUUAUUACAUCUAGUACUUACUACGGUUUGUAGGAAAGCCGGGCAAUUGUGCUACCACCCUAUUAAGGCCAGUCUAGACGGAAACAAUUUUUCGCCGAUU